Ziziphus jujuba (common jujube) is the source of this 1344-nucleotide messenger RNA. RefSeq names its product WAT1-related protein At4g15540. Gene Ontology annotation, molecular function: transmembrane transporter activity. The record is from RefSeq and is a predicted model, not a curated record. NCBI's taxonomy places the organism in Eukaryota, Viridiplantae, Streptophyta, Magnoliopsida, Rosales, Rhamnaceae. Bases 91 to 1179 code for a protein of 362 amino acids. Gene Ontology annotation, cellular component: plasma membrane. The transcript is spliced from 7 exons.
AAAGCCAAUGACAGGACCAUAAAUGUUACUGUGUUUUGCAGGGUUCCCAAAUUCCAGCAAUUUGGGUGGAGAAAGUGAGCCAGACAAAAAAUGGGUAUGAAAACAUGGUUGCUGGAGUCGCUUCCAAUAGUAGCCAUGGUGGUUAUACAGAUCCUUGAUGUUGGGUUGACCACAAUCAGCAAAGCAGCCAUGUCCAAAGGAAUGAGUCGCUUCGUCUUUGUUGUCUACUCAAAUGCUCUUGCCACUCUCAUUCUUCUCCCCUAUGCUCUCAUCUUUGAAAGAAAAAGGAGACCACCACUCACUUUCUCUCUCCUCUGUAAAUUCUUCCUCCUCAGCCUUUGUGGGAUAAGUCUUAUGCAGAAUUGUGUAUUUACUGGUGUGAACUAUAGCUCUCCUACACUUGCAUCUGCUUUGAGCAACUUGAUUCCAGCUUUCACUUUCUUGCUUGCUAUAAUCUUCCGAAUGGAAAAUUUGGAUUUGAAAAAUUCCAAAUUCCAGAUCAAAAUUCUGGGCACCUUGGUAUCAAUUUCAGGAGCAUUGAUUAUCAUCUUUUACAAAGGACCCACAAUUGGAACCUUGCCAGAUUCAUCCACUGAAAACGGUCACCCAUUAAAACCAUCAUACUCAACAAUGUUGGCAACAACAAAUAAUUGGGUCAUAGGAGGCAUUUUCCUUGUAAUUGCUGGUUUAUCUAAUUCUGUAUCCAUUAUUUCUCAGGCAGCAAUUCUUAAAAAUUACCCAUCAGAGAUGACUGUGGUCUCCUUCUAUUGCCUCUUUGGUACCAUUCAAUGUGGAGCAUUUUCUUUAGCAGUUGAAAGAGAUCCAAAUGCCUGGAGACUGACACCUGAUGUUCAGCUUGCCUCUGUUUUCUAUUCAGCUAUCGCUGGAAGUGUAUUAACAUUUUCAGUGCAAAUGUGGUGCAUUCAGAAGAAAGGGCCAUUAUUUGUGGCCAUGUUUACUCCUUUGGGGAUCGCUGUUGCUGCUUUAAUGAGUGGCAUAUUUUUAGGUGACAGUCUUCAUGUUGGAAGUGUGAUUGGAGCAGUAAUAAUUGUGAUAGGCUUUUAUGGAGUAAUGUGGGCACAAAAGAAUAGGGAAAAGAGUGUUACCCAUGAAGUUGAUAGACAGCAAUCAUCAUCCUUGCAGAAGACCCCUCUAUUGGCAAGCCAAACACCUGUUUGAACCAUUGUGAUGAAACUCAUUCUUAAAUGAGUUGAAGGAGUUCAGAGGUUUAAUAUGAAAUCUAAAGCCAUGACAAUUUGAACCACCUGUUGAUGUAUUUAUUUAUGUAUACAGCAAAGAAUCAGAUUUUCUUAAGGAAAUGAAAAUGAUAAACAGGAUUGUUAA